GAUUCUACGUGUGGGGAAAACAACCUGAAAUAGAAAAUCUCACAGAUUGUUCACAGCUGCUUUUGGACGCUUUCCGCCAGUCGUUUCACGCUCGUUACACACACGCACAAAGGGAUGUGGCUCAAUAACUAAAGAGCGCCCUACCUAGACAGUAUUCAUAUACGUCACAGGCGCGCGCAACAUUUUGGCAAUUUGAGAAUCUAUGAAUCGACACGCGUCUACGACGGACAAAAGCGCUGUUCACUAGGUAGUCCGCAUACUAGGUUUGGAGACAAGUUCAUGCUGUUCAAAGCACCGUGUGCUGCUCCGCGCUGCUCAGUCUGACAGCCACAUCUCAUCGAUCAAGAACUGAUCAAUACUAAAAGUCAUCAAACAAUCGGAAACUAACUGGAGACUUUUCCAGCAUGGAUCAAUCUACGGAUGGAAAUAUAGAAAACAAACAGAAUGCUGCGAAACCGCUUUAUCAGCGCUAUUUAGUGUCUUUUCCAACCAUAGUGUGUUUAGUGUUAUCGCUGAGUUCAAUAGCGGUGUGUUUUCUCAUGACUUUCAAAACGCAUCAGAUGGAGAGCAGGCUGCGCGAGCUGGAGAUAAAGAUGACUGACAUCUGUCAAGAAUCAUCCAAGGACGUCUCUGUUCCACAGGAACUGCGGAAAUCCAUUGAAACACUCUUUCAGGAGAUGCCAAAGUUGCGUGUGGCGAGAGACGUGACACAAGACUGCAACUGUCCUCCAGGUCCUCCUGGGAAACGUGGACGGAUGGGCAGAAGAGGCGACCCUGGACCCCCAGGCAAACCUGGGCGAGACGGUUAUCCGGGUCCACUCGGUCUGGAUGGCAAACCUGGUAUUCCUGGACCUAAAGGAAGCCAGGGGCUGCCAGGACCAAAAGGAGAUAAGGGUGAUCAAGGAGAUACUGGACCAAGGAUGGUCUUUCCUCGUUACGAUCACAGCUACAUCUCGGCCGAUCAGCCCAGUUUCCAGAGGCGUAUGCUGAAGGGUGAUCAAGGACAAGCUGGCCCACCUGGACCUCCAGGCCCUCCUGGAGCACCCGGUGCAAGAGGGCCCCCAGGAAACACAGGGAAGGAUGGUCCCCGCGGCCCACCGGGAGAACCAGGUGCUUCUGGACGAGAAGGAAUGGAGGGACAAAGAGGUUUACCAGGAAAACCGGGUGAAGUUGGUGAUCAGGGUUACCCAGGACCACAGGGACCCCCAGGGCCAAAGGGCGAGCAGGGAGAGCCAGGUCCUCAGGGUGACCGUGGAACCGAUGGUCUGCCAGGCUUGAAGGGAGAUAAGGGAGAUGUUGGAGAACAAGGGCCCCAGGGUGAACCGGGUGAAAAAGGCACAUCAGCAUCCGGUGACAUCAUUGAUUUCAAUGGCAAACUCUUAGAUGCCUUUCAGGCCAUCAAAACCAUCAGUGUCUCGGGACCACCUGGCCCUCCUGGACCCCCGGGACCACCCGGAAAAGAAGGUUCAAAGGGCGAACUUGGCUUGCCCGGCCCUGCCGGGGUUGAUGGCGAUAAGGGUGAAAAGGGAGACACUGGGGAGCCUGGUGAAUCUGGAGACAGGGGGGAGAAAGGAGAAAUGGGCCUCUCUGGUCCCUCCGGAAUGGAUGGGCAGAAAGGAGAGAAAGGAGACUCUAUACUAGAAGACAAUCUGGUUCAGAUGAUUUCACAGCCUGGACCACCAGGGCCUCCAGGCCAACCAGGACCACCUGGAUACAUGGGUCAUCGUGGCUUGCCAGGCCCCAAAGGUGAUCCAGGGGAGAAUAGUAAAGGAGAGAAGGGAGAAACUGGUGCGGCAGGAAUACAAGGCCUCCAGGGUCCUCAAGGGCCCCCAGGAGCAACAGGAUUAGUUGGUCUUCCCGGCACAAAGGGUGAAAAGGGAAAACAUGGGGAACCUGGAUUAGAUGGUUUUCCUGGCAUUAAGGGAGACAGGGGUGAUCGUGGAGAGAAAGGAGACAGGGGCGAUCGCGGUCCUGUUGGAAAGAGGGGUCUAAAGGGAAAGAAAGGUGAACAGGGGCCGCCGGGUCUGGACCAGCCCUGUCCCGUGGGCGCUGAAGGAUGUAAAAAAGAGGCAGUGGCAACGGGGCAACCGGCCCCUGAGGCCCCCUGCCCACUGGGUCCUGAUGGACUUCCAAUACCAGGUUGCUGGCACAAGGAACAGGGAAUGCUUCAGAAACUCAAGAGGAAACGUCUCUCCCAGCCUUGAUGUUCUUCAAGAAACCCGAGGAGUUUAAAUGACUUUACAGUCCUUCAAGUGACGGCUCUCUAUAGUAUUGGUUAAUAUUGACUGUCCUCAGUAUGCAGGUCGAAUGAGGGUGCAGACAGCCCUCGCUAUGGUCAAUAUUUUUCAUGGAGGAACAUAAUUGAGCUCUUGGAGAUGAUAAGAGAUCAGGGAUAGGCCUCAUGGAUGCAGUUGCUCCACAGGACGGCAACAGCAGCCUGAUAUAAGAGGCUUUGGCAUUGGAGAUGAUACAGAACAGAUCCUUAUUUUGAGAAUAUCAAUGAACAGUAAUUUAUAAUGAUUCAUUUCUUAUGUGUUACUGUUUUAUGCUUGUUUUUUUUUUUUUUUUGUAGUUUUUAGCCCCGCAAGCAAAAACACAAAGCAUCUGGAAUUGACGCCCAAAGACUAACUUUUGGAUGGCGAGCAGUUACUUAUUAAUGCAUAAAUCAUUGAUAACAAAAUAAAUACUACAUCUGUUUUAAAUCAGCGCAGCAUAUAGUGAGCGAAAAUAGUGUAUUAUAUCAUACCUGUUUAUUUACUACUGCAUCUACAUUUUGUUGCUCACAUUUGUUGUGAUACUUUGAGAUACAGUAUAUGUUGACUGUGACUACCUGCCGUUGUUUUUAACGUCACAAUCCUUGAUACAUAUUCCAUAUUAUUGUUCAUAGUAAUUUAUGAUAUAUACUGAUGUGCUUUUUGAAGAUGGCCAAAACUGGAGGUGUUUUCAUAGCCUCAGUUCAGCCAUUAUGAGGACUCAAGUUUAAGGCUGUUUUUAAGUUUGACAAAGUAUUGCUCUAUUAUCUUUCAUAGCGUGAAAGCAAAGAAAGCAUUAGAGAUUCCAUUUUAUCAAUCUCAUUUUCUUUUUUUGGCUUUCCAAAAUUUAACACAGAGAAAAGAUAUCCAGAAGAGAUGUGUUUUUUUUAAGGCAUUUUAGCAUGUUCAGCAUACAUUUCCACGAUGGUGUACCCUCUUUCAGGGAUUUAAAACCAUUCUACAUAAGCUUUUCUGAAAUAUUUAUUGUUCAUAUUAAAAUAACUCGUGGUCAGAUCAUGUAAAAGUUCUUAUAAUGCAUAUGUUACAGAUAAUGCAAUUGAAUUUUUAUAAGCCUGUCUUUGGUGUUAAAUGGCUGACAAAAUGUUCCUAUGUUACUAUGUUGUGAUUUACAUAACUGUAAAAAAAUUGUGCUUGACCAAUAGCAUUAUAGCACCGUUUUAGAAACAAAACAGAAUGGGAGGACAUUUUCGGAACAUUUCAUUGCUUAACUUUUAGUUUUUCCUUUGAAUUUCUUUACAGGUGUUUUUUUUUUUAUUUUUUUUAUUUUGAUUUUGAAGAUACUGAAAGAUGAUUUUGAAGAUAUUUUGCUGCUGAAACAGUAUUUGUAUUUAAUAGUUGAAAUGGGGUAAGGAAAACAGCCUUACCGACUGCCUGAUAGCCAUUAAAUGCAUUGGUUUGCUUUCAAAGAUGUUUUAUAAAAUAGAAAUUAAAGUUUGUUACUAGUAAAUUAGUAAAAACUGUCUUUCCUUUGACCUUGGUUAUGGUCAAAAAGUGUGUGGUGUUUCAAAAGUUCUCCACAAUCCACUGUAAACUCACAUUCAGACUGUUUCUCUGACACUUUUCAUGGUCAAAUUUAUUCCUAAUGGAUGAAAUCAAAUCUUGCUCCUUUUCAUCAUUGCAUGAAUAUUCUGUUUCAAUUGGAAACUAUGUCACGUUGUGCAAGUAAUAAGUAAGAGUGCAGUUUUCUGUUGACUUUAAAUGCCAAGGUAAUUAAACAGGUUAUGACAUAAGAUGUUUUGAGGUUUUGACAUAUAAAAAGUGUUUGUACCAUUUAAACAUCCUGCAGAUUUCAUAGCUUAAAAUAUCUUCCUCGUUAUAAAUAAAGCAUUUAUUAAAGCUCCAAAAAUGGCUCGUUUAGAUAUUGUGGGAUCUGUGAUGUCAUAUGGACAAAUAUAUUUGCAUAUGAUCAUCUAUUAUUAGCCCCACCCACAUGUGUUCAUCAGAUGCAAAUUAAGCAAAUUUGGAUAUGGUGCGCAUUAAUUUUCUGACAUACAUUAGAACAACUUGUUGGUGGAUUAUAUGUUUAUUCUGAGCAUUUGAAUAAAGAUUGUUUUGUGAACAAG
Messenger RNA from Onychostoma macrolepis, 4336 nucleotides. RefSeq names its product collagen type XXIII alpha 1 chain a (gene col23a1a). Lineage: Eukaryota; Metazoa; Chordata; Actinopteri; Cypriniformes; Cyprinidae. The record is from RefSeq and is a predicted model, not a curated record. Bases 405 to 2204 code for a protein of 599 amino acids. The transcript is spliced from 32 exons.